Messenger RNA from Triticum aestivum (bread wheat), 760 nucleotides. RefSeq lists its product as uncharacterized. The transcript is spliced from 4 exons. The coding region runs from base 286 to 687 and encodes 133 amino acids. The record is from RefSeq and is a predicted model, not a curated record. Gene Ontology annotation, cellular component: membrane. NCBI's taxonomy places the organism in Eukaryota, Viridiplantae, Streptophyta, Magnoliopsida, Poales, Poaceae.
AAAUUAUUGAGAUAUUUGGUUAGAGAAUCUAAGUUAACCAUCACUGUCAUGUGAGACAUGUGCUUGAGGAAAUAUGUAGGUUUGGACUUGUAAUGAGUGGUGAUUUUAGUACAAGCGUGCUCUUGCACGGGUGAGUGAUGUCCAAAACUAAUGGCUGAGAGCAUGGUGGUGGUAAUUCCUAGAUUCAGCUACAAAUUUAGUGCAAUCAUGGCUUGUUUCCAGACUUGUAUUAACACAUCAUUCCCCUUUUAAAAUUUCUACUGCUAAUGGCAUUUCAGUUUUGUAAUGAGCUCUUUGUCUCUUUUGAGUUUCAGCUAUCUGAUUGCGUCGAUGGGAUUGCAAGCACUGUGGAGCUUGGGACUUGCAUGUCUUGAUGGAUACGUCCUUAAAGUCAAAAGAGAUCUCAACAAUGCUGUUUUAGUGAGCUUAUUUGUUGUCGGGGACUGGGUCACCCAUCCUCGAGGGGCAGAAGGAGGGACGCAUCUAGUUGGCCAUCAAGGACCUGCUCUGCUCCUCUUCCUUGCAGAAGUCAGCCUCCGGCCAUGGCGGAUCUGCAGACGCCGCUGGUGCAACCAAAGAGGAAGAAGGUUCUGGUGGACUACCUGCUACGGUUUGCUUCGGUGUUUCUGGAUUUACACUGAAUUGUACUAUCUACAUCGCAUUCAUAAAGAUUUCCUCUCACAGUAGCUCCAUGCAAAAGAAGGUUGAAAGGAGAAGGAGAAGGACUGAAGGAGGUCCAUGUUGAAGAAGGUCGACAGAA